AUGGAACGUCUUGAUCCCAGUGCGGAGCAUCAUUUCUCUCUACAUACCUUUCAUCGUCCAACAUUUUGCGAUCAUUGCGGUUCGAUGCUGUUUGGCCUGGCUAACCAAGGAUACAAGUGUUCCGGCUGUAAAAUGAGCGUGCACAAACGAUGUAAGGCGAAUGUUGCCAAAAACUGUGGAGACAACAGUACUCAGAGGCCACCUGUGGCGACGUACGCGGCCACUAGUGGCGCGGAUCUCCGCUUCCGUGAAGCAGGUGAUUUUUUUGUAGGCCGACUUGAGUUUUGUUUGCAUCAGUGCAUACUGUGA
This is a messenger RNA of Cooperia oncophora, 309 nucleotides long. The record is from the annotation of a GenBank genome assembly. NCBI's taxonomy places the organism in Eukaryota, Metazoa, Nematoda, Chromadorea, Rhabditida, Trichostrongylidae.